AUGGGUUCAGUUAUUUCAUGCAAAGUAUCUGCAGAAUACUUCUUUUGGGAUUAUCAGGUUAAGCAGGGUGAUUCUAAUACAUGGAAAGAUAUGAUUGCAGUUCGUAACAUCUUCACCAAUAAUUGUUGUUGGUUUAUUAGGUUCGGAGAUAACAUCCAGAUUUGGAACGACCCAUGGAUCCCAAAUCUACCGGGUUUUAGACCAACCAUGCUGCAAAAUUCAAUUAUUCAGGUGACGUGGGUUUCAGAACUCUUUGUUCAGGGUCAAAAAAUCUGGAAUGUGGAGUUAUUGUUGGAGUUAUUCCCGCUGGAUCAAGCGGAAAUUAUAUCUCAAAUAUAUAUUCCGCAAGAAGAGGAAGUUCAAGACAAGUUAAUAUGGAUAAAAACUCCUUCUGGGAAGUUUACUACAAAGUCAUGUUAUAAACUUCUCUCUGAUAAUAAUCUAACAACCUCUUCAAUGGCAGAAUUUCCGUGGAAACAAUUUUGGAAGAAGAACGUAUGUCCUUUGUGCAAUUUAGCAGAGGAGUCGAUAUUUCAUCUAUUCUUCAGUUGUCAGUUUGAUUUGGAAGUGUUUCAGAACAGUCCGAUAUUGAUCGAAACACAUGGAGAAACUGUAAUGGAAGUUAUCAGUCAUUGGUUGGCUUACCCUGAUCAAGGUAUUAUACCGAACUUAGGUUCUUGCUUAAUGUGGAAUAUUUGGAAGAUAAGGAACGAUUUGGUCUUUAACAAUAAUCACACAGCGGUUGGUAUUUGUAUCCACAAAGCUCUGGAAGAUUUUGAGUGUUUAGAUCUGCACCAUGCUUUGAACUAUUGCUCGGAGAUUCAGGUCAAUCAAAAUAACUUUGCAGCUUGGGAACUUCAAUCUUCAACCUUUGUGAAGACCAAUGUGGAUGCCACAUAUAAUAAUGGCAAAGGAGCUGUAGCAGCAGUUGCGGUAGAUUUUUUUGGCAAUCAUCUGGGUUGUGGUGCAAUCUGUUUUGAUACAUUCUCUGCAGCAAUGGCAGAAGCAAAAGCAUAUGGCUUUGGAAUACAACUGGCUAGGAGAUUACAACUUCCUCGUGUAAUUGUGGAAGUUGAUGCAUCUGAGAUUCCAAAAGCAGUGACAGGAAAUACGAAUGAGAUCCCUUGGAGUAUUCGCUCAACGGUUCUAUCUAUUCGUGAUCGCAUCAAGGAUUUUAGUGAAAUUAAAUUUGUAGUUAUUCCUAGAGAUGCUAAUUCUAUUACGCAUGACUUAAUUCAAUACGCAAUCUCAAACUAUAUUAACAAAUGGUGGUAUCAUGAUGAAUCACCUAAUUUUAUUAUGCAACGUCUCACUUUUAGUGAGGAAUAA
This is a messenger RNA of Papaver somniferum (opium poppy), 1329 nucleotides long. RefSeq lists its product as uncharacterized. The coding region runs from base 1 to 1329 and encodes 442 amino acids. The record is from RefSeq and is a predicted model, not a curated record. NCBI's taxonomy places the organism in Eukaryota, Viridiplantae, Streptophyta, Magnoliopsida, Ranunculales, Papaveraceae. The transcript is spliced from 2 exons. Gene Ontology annotation, molecular function: RNA-DNA hybrid ribonuclease activity; nucleic acid binding.